AUGGAGGAAGAACGUCUCUGGAAGUUCUCGCGGCCUGAGUGGCUUAACACCGUCUGGGCCCGCAACGCUGGUGUUUACAGCGCUGGAGCUAUUUUCUCCGUCGCUUUCUACAUCAUGCUCGACUCCGCCGUCUGGUCCAAGUCUUCGCGCAACGGCUCCGACGUCCAUGUCAAGUUCGUUGACUGGCUGCCCUUUAUGUUCUCCAGCUUGGGCAUGCUUAUCAUCAACUCGGUCGAGAAGCAGCGCCUGAGCGCCGAUUCCUUCAGCUAUAGUGGAAAUGGGGUGGCAUGGAAGGCUCGCGUUGUUCUAUUCUUGGGCUUUGCAGCUCUAGCUGGUGGAAUGGCUGGUGGUGUUACUGUUUUCGUUCUCAAGUUUAUCGUCCCAAGUGUCUCAAUGCCUGCUUUGGGUAUGGGUAUUGAGAACGUGGUCAGCAACGCCCUUGUGGGCUUCAGUUCUGUGGUCCUCUGGGUCAGCCAGAACAUGGAGGACGAGUACUCAUACAACCUGUCCCUGUAA
This is a messenger RNA of Fusarium sp. VM40, 516 nucleotides long. NCBI's taxonomy places the organism in Eukaryota, Fungi, Ascomycota, Sordariomycetes, Hypocreales, Nectriaceae. The record is from the annotation of a GenBank genome assembly.